UUGCCUAACGGUUCAGACUGUAACGGUCCAGACUGUAACAGCCGCUGCGCUUCCCGCCUCUACUGACGUCGCUGUGUGUCUUUUGGUGGUGUAGCUUAAAAAGCGACUUAAAGGUCGUGCGUUGUGCGUUCUGGUUGUCUGUACUGACUUGGGCCACACGAUAAGCGUUUGUGAAUGACUGGGACUGGAGUGAAAGUGGUGACUUGGGGCAGGGAAAAGUUUUAAAAACCUCUUGGUUUCCCAAUCCCUAACACUGAUAGAUACACUCGUCGGUUUUCGACCUCUCCACACCUCGCGAGCAGGUUCUCAAAAUGUCAUCUGUCAAGGAGCAGCUUAUUGAGAAUCUAACUGAGGAAGAUAAAGUCUCCCAGAGUAAGAUCACCAUUGUUGGAACUGGUGCUGUAGGCAUGGCCUGUGCGAUUUGUAUCUUGCUGACGGAUUUGGCUGAUGAGCUUGCCCUUGUUGAUGUUGUAUCAGACAAACUGAAGGGAGAAACAAUGGAUCUUCAGCAUGGCAGUCUUUUCUUUAAUACUUCAAAGAUUGUCUCUGGAAAAGAAUAUCAAAUUGUAAGAAGUUACUAUGAAUCUUUCUCUAACAAGAAAUUUUUUUUCCUAGUGGAUAUUUUGACAUACGUUGUCUGGAAGUUAAGUGGCUUACCUGCAACUCGUGUAAUUGGAAGUGGUUGUAAUCUAGACUCUGCCCGUUUCCGUUACCUAAUUGGACAGAAGUUAGGUGUACAUCCCUCAAGCUGCCAUGGUUGGAUUAUUGGUGAACAUGGUGAUUCUAGUGUGCCUUUAUGGAGUGGAGUAAAUGUUGCUGGUGUUUCUCUGAAGAGUCUAGAUCCUAACAUAGGAACUGAUUCAGACAAGGACCACUGGAAAAAUAUUCAUAAGGAAGUUGUUGGAAGUGCCUAUGAGAUUAUCAAGCUGAAGGGGUAUACCUCUUGGGGUAUUGGACUGUCUGUGACAGAUCUGGUAAAAUCAAUUUUGAAAAAUCUUAGGAGAGUGCAUCCAGUUUCCACUAUGGUGAAGGGCUCAUAUGGAAUAAAAGAAGAAAUCUUUCUCAGUAUCCCUUGUGUCUUGGGACGAAAUGGUGUCUCAGAUGUUGUGAAAGUUAACUUGAAUUCUGAGGAGGAGGCCCUUUUAAAGAAGAGUGCAAGCACACUUUGGAAUGUCCAAAAAGACCUGAGAUUUUAAAACUUUUUAAUGUUCCAUGUUUUUGAGAACAGAAGAUAGUAGACUGUAUGUUUUAUAUUUUGAAAGUAUUCUCACCUGAUCUCUAAAAAAUAAAAAGAACAUUGGACCUAUGACAUAACUCCACUCUCUCAAGACUAGAAAAAGGAAAUGGUAAAGGAAUUUCUCCCCUUUAGGAAUCUCUUAUAGCUCUAUUCUAAUAGGCUCAACCUGUACAAAUGUAACUUAUACUUCCAACUUAUGUCAUAUAUGUAAAAGUUGGCUUCGGGUUUAUUAGAAUAUGUAUAAUAAUCCAUUUAAUACAGACCUUAUGAUUCUUCUGAUAAAACAAUGGGAUUUCUAGUA
Messenger RNA from Odocoileus virginianus texanus, 1538 nucleotides. The record is from RefSeq and is a predicted model, not a curated record. NCBI's taxonomy places the organism in Eukaryota, Metazoa, Chordata, Mammalia, Artiodactyla, Cervidae.